Messenger RNA from Rhizoctonia solani, 516 nucleotides. RefSeq lists its product as uncharacterized. The record is from RefSeq and is a predicted model, not a curated record. The coding region runs from base 1 to 516 and encodes 171 amino acids. Lineage: Eukaryota; Fungi; Basidiomycota; Agaricomycetes; Cantharellales; Ceratobasidiaceae. The transcript has 5 exons.
AUGGGCGAUACCGAAGUAAGCAAGGUAACGCACACACAAAACUCCCAACAAAUUACAACAUCCCGAGAACAAUCGUUUAAUUGGGAUGAAGAACAAAGCGCCUGCCUGACACUGUUUACAUCUCCUUUCUCCAGUGACCGCAACAAUACUAUCCUCAGCACCGAGGAUGAAUACCUUAAACAAGUAUGCUAUGAGCUAAUGGAUAAAGACGUGUAUAUUGGAGCAUCUGAAAAUCCAGCUGCCAGCUCUGUUUCCUCCCCAGAACUUCUCGACGCUCUUGAUAACCCAUCACUCAAUCUUAAUCGAACUCGUCUUGCUAAUAUCAAUCUCAUACUGAUGCCACCUAAUGGGUUUGGCUAUUGGGAAUGGGAGGGAAACACGGAGAGAAAAUACAGAAAAUUGGCCGAAAAUAUGGGCAAGGCUACUCUACUUCAGGGAAACGAAUGUGGCCAUUUAUUUUCCUCUCAAUCACCUCAGACUUACCCCGAGAGUUUGCCUGUGGCGGACGAUAGCUGA